Molecule: messenger RNA, 1690 nt
Organism: Dermacentor silvarum
Lineage: Eukaryota; Metazoa; Arthropoda; Arachnida; Ixodida; Ixodidae
Product: inactive peptidyl-prolyl cis-trans isomerase FKBP6
Exons: 7
Coding region: 146-1534 (462 amino acids)
Molecular function (GO): protein binding; peptidyl-prolyl cis-trans isomerase activity
Source: RefSeq, a predicted model, not a curated record
GUUGCGUUGCAAAAUUUCUUGUUUGUCUCGCUUGCUUUACUGCUCGCUUACUUUACUGUUCGCUUACUUUACUGUUCUGUGCUCACGUGUAAGCGCUGAACAGAAAGCGCGCUUACUUUGGUUCACGCGGAAAGUGCUGUUUGCCAUGGAGAAGGAAAUAACUGAAGAGGAUGAGAUGGAAUAUGUCCGUUCCGUCUUGAAAGAGCCACUCACAUACGAGAAUGUGCAGCAUGGAACAGUAUUUGAAAUUCAGCCUGAGCCAGCAAAUCAAGAGAAGGCCGAAGAAGAGCUAACUUUUGAACCUGCAAAAGUUAUGGAACAUUUGCGGCUUGACUUGCUGGAUGGAGGCGAAGGUGAAAUAGACCCAAACUCUGAAAUAACCCUUCCAUUUGAGAGGAUGGCUUUAUCUAUGCAGCCUCUCACAAAAGACCAAGGAGUCCUCAAGAAAGUAAUGCGGCCAGGUGCAGGUCCGGUGGUGCCACCAGGCAGUGGUGUAUGUUUCCACUAUAAUGCCUACCUGGAGAUGGCUGAUGAACCAUUCGAUUCCACCCGGCUACGGGGCCGUGCUUUUCGCUGCUUGCUGGAUGACAUGAUCAUACCUGGGCUCUCCCUAGCAGUGGCAACCAUGCGAAAGGGGGAGAUUGCACGAUUUCUUGUGGCGCCACAGUAUGCGUUUGGUCGUAUGGGCUGUCCACCACGCAUUCCAGCUAAUGCUACCAUCCUGUACGAAGUGGAGCUGCAGUUUAUAGUGAGUGCCAAGGAUGAACUUGAGCUGAAGAGCUUCAUGCAGGAUGGAGACGAGCGACGCAUGCCUUUCACCGAACUUCUCGAAAGGUGUAUUGCCAAAAGGCGAAUUGGCAACACCUUCUUUGAGCAGGGUGAACAUCACCACGCAAUCAGGAGCUACAUGUCUGCUAUAAGAGCCUUGGAAGAUGCACGGACAAGCAAUGAGGCGGAAGACAAUGAACGUUCUGGAGUGCUGCUCAUGCUUUACAACAAUGUCUCGCUGUGUUUCAUCAAGACAGGCAAAGCAGAGGCAGCUAUUACAUAUGGGAAGCGAGCACUGCUGAGCCAUCCUGACGAUGCUCGUGCUCUCUAUCGAGUUGGUGUAGGGCUCAAGAUGACUGGUGAAUUUGAUAGUGCUGCUAAAUACCUGCGGAAGGCUCUCCAAAAGCAACCGAAUUCUACACACGUUGCAGAACAGCUGCGCAACAUAGACUGUUUGAAGAGGCAGUUCUUCGCUAAAGAGAGUGACAUGUGCAGGAGAAUGUUUAAUAAUGGAAAAAGUGGUAUCGCAGAAGAGGAGGCAAAGCGUAUUGUUGCUAUGGAGAGGUCUGGUGUGACCCCAAAGAUGAAAAUCAGCAUACGUGAGCGCCUGGAGAAGUUCAAGCAAUCGCCAUCUAGUACUCCUAUAACCUUCACUGCUGGAUUCAGCGAUGCACAUUUUGAUUAUAUUCGUGCUGUUUCAAGAAGUUUGGGGCUAAGGUGUGAGGACUUGCCAGAGGAAGGUGUCAAAGUGUGGCACAUUGAAUAAGUUUCAAGCUCCAUUAUUUACUUAUGGUUUUGUCGCACAUCAGCCCUACUUUCUUUCUCCUUCAUUGCCUCAUAAGAAAGCUGGCUUUAUUUUAUGUUGUGUGUUAAUGUAAACAUGAAUCUUCUGUAGAGAGAUGAAUAAAGCUCUAUCUGUCAU